Messenger RNA from Thermochaetoides thermophila DSM 1495, 3312 nucleotides. RefSeq lists its product as uncharacterized. Gene Ontology annotation, biological process: regulation of Rab protein signal transduction. The coding region runs from base 1 to 3312 and encodes 1103 amino acids. Lineage: Eukaryota; Fungi; Ascomycota; Sordariomycetes; Sordariales; Chaetomiaceae. The transcript has 3 exons. Gene Ontology annotation, cellular component: cytoplasmic vesicle. The record is from RefSeq and is a predicted model, not a curated record.
AUGCCACCCUCACUGAACACACACUCUUCGUUUACCCGUCCGCGGACGAGCGACCGCGAUCGUCCCGUCACGCGUGACCAGGCCGACGGCAAUGUCGUCAUCCCCAGCCGGACCUCGUCCCUUCACUCGCGCAUCACCCAGCCGUUGCCCAAUACCCUGAAUGUCAAGCCUCAGCGGACGCCCAAGACCCUCACCCACGCCUACAUGGUGUGUGGUGUUGGUCGUGAGCCGUCCCAAUGGGUCAGGGCGCCUCCUCCGCCGCAGGGUAAGAUCAGCCACAUGAAGGGUGCUGUUCCUCAGUUCUGGCUUCCCGAGAUCUUGGGGAGCAGUCCGAGGUUAGAGCAUGACAACGAGAUUGCCCGUGCUCUCCACGCCGCUAUGAGGGCAUGCUUCCCUCAUGACGUGGAAAUUUGCACUGGCCGGACCCAGCCACAUUGCACUCAUCAUGCCUUCGUCCUCCAGCAGGACUCAUCCCACACGCUAUAUGGCAUUUGUUUGCGCGUGUGGUCCCGUGCUGAUGAGAAGCGCGCCGAGACCAUCCGGGAGCUGCGCAGGAGGACAGAGCCCGAUUUCUAUGACAACCCGGAUGAGACAUACUGGAUUCCCUACUGCCUCUCCUUCCUCUCGCGCUACCCGCUCUAUAACCUGCUCGGCGAUUACCUGCGUGGCAUGUGGAUCCACUGGAACAAGGCAACCAAUCUUUUCCAUGCCGAAGAGGUCUCACGCAUCCUGAGCUUCCCUGCCCCUCGCUUGAACGACCUGGUUCGCAUCGACAUGAAGGACUACGCCCUCGUCUACCAGUUCCCUUCUUCUCCGACUGGGUUUCAAAACUUCGCUUUGUGGCCUCUUUUCUGCUGCCUUUCGAUUCCCAACAUCGUCGGCGUCAUUGAAGCCGCCAUUUCGCCUACCCGGCGUAUCAUCUUCGUUAGCCACUACCCUGCCAUGUUGACCAUGGCUGCUGAGACGGUUCGCUUCUGUGUCCGCGUCUACGAGUGGAGCGGUCUUUACGUCCCGAUUGUUCACGCUCGUCACGCCAAGGAACUUGUUGAAGAGCCCGGCCCGUACAUUUUGGGCAUCACGGCUGAGUGCAGGUCUCUCUUCACGGCGCCGGCUGAUGCUCUAGUCGUUGAUCUCGACCGCAAUUUCGUGCUCACUUCGAACCCGCCGAAUGUUCUCACGCCCAGCCAGCGCCAGAAGUUCAUCCAAAGGUUGACUCAGGCCUUAAACGGUGAUGUCACGCCUUCGGGCGUUCCUCUGCAUCUGCGCUCUGCUUACGGUGGCGGCAAGCUGGUUCCUGCCGGCCAGAUCAUCGUCAUGCGCGGUGAGGUCGAGCGCAUCCAGGAUCCUGAGUGGUGGAACCAGGACGCCGUCAUGACUGUCAUGGAUCACUACUGCGAGAAGGUGCUGCGGAACACCGGCCUCAAGGCCGUCUUUGGCGGCUCUGUCAAGAAGCCACUCAUGACCAAGGUUUCUAUGAGGCAUCUGAAUGAGAUUGUGCGCGAGCGGAACCAGUACUCGAGAGACGCUAUGGAGGCCUGGCAGGACUUCAUCAACCUCAAGGGUCGCAUGGAUAUGGAGCUCAGCAAGGUCACCAAGAGGAACAACUACCUCAUUGAGGAGCUUGAGAGCUGGAAGCAGCAGUUCGUCAAGUUUCAGGCCUACGCUGAUACCCUCACCAAGGAGACCCAAGAUCUCAAGGUCAAGAUCGAGAACCACAAGCGCGAGAACCGUCGUCUGGCUGCUCUCAUUGAGCAGCAGAAGGAUGAGUCUGCUCGCCUGUCAGUCCGUCUCGCUGGUACCGAGAAGCAGCGUGACGAUGCCCUUGAGGCUCUUGUCCUGCAGCAGGAGAUCGCCGAGGAGCUCGAGCGCGAGCGCAAGAGGAACAAGAAGGAGCUCAGCGCGCUCCAGCAGACCAACGUGACGAUCGUCCGGCAACGCGACGAGGCUCGCCGUGUUGUGCUGCACCUGCGCAGUUUGAUUGCUGGCCAGCAUCACCACAUGGAGCACCUUGUCAAGUCGCUGACCUCGCCCGAGGAGUUGGCCGCUGAGAUCGAGGCUGGCUUUGCCGCUGAGGACGAAGCUGAGGCUGAGGCCGUCGCCAAGGCCGCCGCUGAAAGUGAGACCCCCCGAGCUGACAACCAUUGGCCCGAUGGUACUAACAGGAUCGCAGAGGAAGGUCUGGACCAGAGUGAUGCGCGCUUCAUCAAGAACCUGGCGAUUGCCAGCCGGCGCAUCUCGGCCCAGAAGUUCAUCGACGUGGCCGACCGUCAUCUCAAGGACAAGACGGACGCCAUCGCCCACAUCAUCCGCAACAUCGCGGAACAGUGCCAGGCAGCUGUUGAUAGCCUACAAAUCUCCGAAGCCACCGAGCUUGGGAGGUCGGAUACUCCGACCUCUCGGGCUCGGGAAUCGAAAAGUCGCCGGGGGAGUUCUCUCUCAACAGUACCCAGUGACGAUGGAGCCUCGGCGGCUACGUCCGAUGUCGGGGACGAUAGCAGCACCCUCCUUCGACCCAACAGUGGCCGGCUCUCUAGCAUCCCACCCACACCGGAUCUCGUUCCCAACCGCAGCAGCACUAGCAUGUCAUUCGCGAGUACUGCCAUCACGACCCCUGAGCGGAGCUCCCAGCAGUACAUGCUCGGAGGACAACACCACCACCACCACCACCACCACAACAGCCACGAUCUCCCCACCAAGAUCGUCGAGGACGACGAGGACGUCGCUGACCUCGCCGCUGACGAUCGCGUUAGCGAGUCCGAGGGCAACCCCAUCCCCGCCCCUCUCUCGCAGGAACCGGGGGUCAUGGCGCUCUUGGAACCUCCCGCUGAGGGCGCCUCUGCCGAUGAUGCGGCAGCUAAUGCAGCUUUUAAUACUGCUACGCGGGAGACCCCGUCUCCCUCGCCCGGUCCUGUCGUGCGCCCGAACCGGGCUUCAUGGAUCAGCACCCCACGGGCAGCCACGCUCGGCCCUCGGGAGCUGGCGUUGGCCCGCCUGGAAGGUGGGUUGCGUGCUCCUAUUGAGGAGGGGGGCGUUUCUGUCCCCGACAGGGCAUCCCCCUCUCCUUAUUAUCGCUCACAUCGCCGGGGUCGCGGGUCCUAUGUGAGCUCGCUCACGGUGCCGCGGGAGCUGUUGCUGCUGCGCUCGGAGAGCCCCAUCUCGCCCAAGUUGGCGGAGAAGACGGAGGAAGAAGAGCAAGGCGAGAGUCGUAGUAAUGACAAGGAGGGCGACAAGAAGAAGCCCGAUAAUGACAAGACUAAUACCAACAAGAUUCAGGACGAAACUACCAUGGGGUUCGGCGGCGGAGGGAAAUAA